GCCCCACACUGGCGCGUUGCCUCGGAAACAUCGCGAGAUUUCGUUCCUUCAGUCUCCACCCCUUUACGGCACGAUGGUCGCGCAAGAAUGUGAUACAGCUUCAACGGCCGCCAUUUUCUUUCUUUCUUAGCUGUUAGCUGAGAGGAAGUCUCUGAACGGGCGGCAGCGGCUAGCGUAGUGUAACCAUGGCAGACUAUUCAACAGUGCCUCCACCGUCUUCUGGCUCAGCUGGUGGCGGCGGUGGCGGCGGUGGUGGUGGAGGAGUUAACGACGCUUUCAAAGAUGCACUGCAGAGAGCCCGGCAGAUUGCAGCAAAAAUUGGAGGUGAUGCUGGGACAUCACUGAAUUCAAAUGACUAUGGUUAUGGGGGACAAAAAAGACCUUUAGAAGAUGGAGAUGGCUCUUGGACAAGUCCGAGCAGUACAACACACUGGGAGGGAAUGCCCUCUCCUUUUAAAGAUCAACCAGAUGCUAAGAAAGUUGCUCCUCAAAAUGACUCUUUUGGAACACAGUUACCACCGAUGCAUCAGCAGCAAAGCAGAUCUGUAAUGACAGAAGAAUACAAAGUUCCAGAUGGAAUGGUUGGAUUUAUAAUUGGCAGAGGAGGUGAACAGAUCUCACGCAUACAACAGGAAUCUGGAUGCAAAAUACAGAUAGCUCCUGACAGUGGUGGCCUUCCAGAAAGGUCCUGUAUGUUAACUGGAACACCUGAAUCUGUCCAGUCAGCAAAACGGUUACUGGACCAGAUUGUUGAAAAAGGAAGACCAGCUCCUGGCUUCCAUCAUGGCGAUGGACCGGGAAAUGCAGUUCAAGAAAUCAUGAUUCCUGCUAGCAAGGCAGGAUUAGUCAUUGGAAAGGGGGGAGAAACUAUUAAACAGCUUCAGGAACGGGCGGGAGUUAAAAUGGUUAUGAUUCAAGACGGGCCGCAAAACACUGGUGCUGACAAACCUCUUAGGAUUACAGGAGACCCAUAUAAAGUUCAACAAGCCAAGGAAAUGGUGUUAGAGUUAAUUCGUGAUCAAGGUGGUUUCAGAGAAGUUCGGAAUGAGUAUGGGUCAAGAAUAGGAGGAAAUGAAGGGAUAGAUGUCCCCAUUCCAAGAUUUGCUGUUGGCAUUGUAAUAGGAAGAAACGGAGAGAUGAUCAAAAAAAUACAAAAUGAUGCUGGUGUUCGAAUUCAGUUUAAGCCAGAUGAUGGGACAACACCUGAGAGGAUAGCACAAAUAACAGGACCUCCAGACCGAUGUCAACAUGCUGCAGAAAUUAUUACAGACCUUCUUCGAAGUGUUCAGGCUGGUAAUCCUGGUGGACCUGGACCUGGUGGUCGAGGAAGAGGUAGAGGUCAAGGCAACUGGAACAUGGGACCACCUGGUGGACUACAGGAAUUUAAUUUUAUUGUGCCAACUGGGAAAACUGGAUUAAUAAUAGGAAAAGGAGGUGAAACCAUAAAAAGCAUAAGCCAACAGUCUGGUGCAAGAAUAGAGCUUCAGAGAAAUCCUCCACCAAAUGCAGAUCCUAAUAUGAAGUUAUUUACAAUUCGUGGCACUCCACAACAGAUAGAUUAUGCUCGGCAACUCAUAGAAGAAAAGAUUGGUGGCCCAGUAAAUCCUUUAGGGCCACCUGUACCCCAUGGGCCCCAUGGCGUCCCAGGCCCCCAUGGACCUCCUGGGCCUCCAGGGCCUGGAACUCCAAUGGGACCAUACAACCCUGCACCUUAUAAUCCUGGACCACCAGGCCCAGCUCCUCAUGGUCCUCCAGCCCCAUAUGCUCCCCAGGGAUGGGGAAAUGCAUAUCCACACUGGCAGCAGCAGGCUCCUCCUGAUCCAGCUAAGGCAGGAACGGAUCCAAAUUCAGCAGCUUGGGCUGCUUAUUAUGCUCACUAUUAUCAACAGCAAGCACAGCCACCACCAGCAGCCCCUGCAGGUGCACCAACUACAACUCAAACUAAUGGACAAGGAGAUCAGCAGAAUCCAGCCCCAGCUGGACAGGUUGAUUAUACCAAGGCUUGGGAAGAGUACUACAAGAAAAUGGGUCAAGCAGUUCCUGCUCCGACUGGGGCUCCUCCAGGUGGUCAACCAGAUUAUAGUGCAGCCUGGGCUGAGUAUUAUAGACAACAAGCAGCCUAUUAUGCCCAGACAAGUCCCCAGGGAAUGCCACAGCAUCCUCCAGCACCUCAGGGCCAAUAAUAAGAAGUGGACAAUACAGUAUUUGCUUCAUUGUGUGGGGGAAAAAAACCUUUGUUAAAUAUAUGGAUGCAGACGACUUGAUGAAGAUCUUAAUUUUGUUUUUGGUUUAAAAUAGUGUUUUUUUUUUUGUUUUUUUUUUUUGUUUUUUUUUUUGCAAAUGUACAAAAUAUCUAUCACUACUGAUAGGAGGUUAAUAUUUCUGUGUAGAAAUGAAAAUUGGUUUGUUUUUAGUAUUUAGUGUAGAUGUACACAUUCCAGCAAAUGUAUUUGCAAUUAUGUGGUUGAUGCUUUGUGAUAUAAAUGUACUUUUUCAAUGUAUACUUUCACUUUUAAAAUGCCUGUUUUGUGCUUUACAAUAAAUGAUAUGAAACCUCCUGUGUCGGUAAGUUGGAUAUGUGGGUAUUUAAAGGAUUCAUAAUUUCUUAGCAAUGAUAAAUUAAGAUACAUAUACACAAAUAUAUAAGCUUUCCCCAUGAAAUAUUGAGUUUUUAAACACUGGCAUGUUUUUCCCCCCUUGCAGUAUAGUGGUAGAUUGGAGGAUCUUUUCCAUUUAUUGUAUUUGGCUCUUUCAGCACAAGUAAUCCUGGUAUCUUCAUUUUUUUUCCUUCUGUUUGAUUAAAAACUGCAUGUGUGUACAAUGAUCUUCUGGCAUACUUCCAUUGCAUUAACAGUGAAAUUUCCUUUUUAUACAUGACCACUGUUUCAGACCUGUACUGCUGCUAUAACAGUUAACCUUUCUGUUCUUAAUUUGAUAAUACUUGAUUUCCAAGACUGUUUCGGCAUAACUAAUUUUAAACAGUUUUCAGAUAGUGAAUAUGAGUAGUCUAAUAAGAACAGUUUUUUUUCCAUGUAAAGCAACUCUUUCAAUGUAUAUAAUAGUAUGUUUCUUUCUAAAUUUAGGAUAGAAAAGUGAAUAGUGUGCAAAAAGUAUAGCUACAUUGCAUCUGCCAUUGAAACAUAAAUGGGGUAUGGAAACGUUCAAGCUUUUUUUUUUUUCUUUAAGCAGUAUAGAUAAGCUUUGUUUUGUAAAUGCACAAGUCCAAUCAUUGAAUCAACUUAAUUUUUUUAUGUACUUGAAGUCAUUUUAUUACUCUUUAACACUCAUGCUGAAGUUCUGAUAUUUUGUUGAAAUCCAUUGUUUUACUCUUUGCAUAUUUGUUGGCUCUUUGCAUAUUAAUAUAUUAGACUACAUGCAAAUACAGUCUGUCUUGCCAUUGUCUGUUGAAGUGCAGGUUUGAUCCAGCCAGUAUAGAACUAGCUCUGUAGGGGUGAGGAGGACUGUGCUGUGUAUCAUCCUUGAUUGUGUUCCUUCAAGGAGCAUUGCACUGUAAGUACAUCAGAAUGACAAAUUGAUGAACUGCAACAGUAUCUUUUUGUCAAUGUUCCACAUAAUGCAAAUGCCAUACUUUGUGUGAAUAUUAUGUUGGAAUACAGUGCUGAUAUCUUGGAAAACCAUAACUGCUUCUUAAUUUAACAUAGAAUAAUACAUAGUUCUGUAUUUUUUUUAAAGUGAGCUUAAUGGGUAAGUAUUUUUUAUAUGCUUUAGCUAUAGCUAAAGAAAACUGAUACUUAACAAAGUUGAAUAGUAUUAUUCACUGGUGCUCCUGAAAUAUUGUUUUUCAGUGUAAAAUAUGCAUAUAUUCUAUAUUUAAUAUGAAAGUCUUGAAAUGUAUCAGACAGAAGGGGAUUUCAGUUUGCAAAUAAUGAGCAAUGUAGCAAUUUUAACACAUUUCAUAAAUAUAUAUUUUGUCAUUGGUGGGGAGCACCAUUUGUUGUUUUGAAUAUACUUUAAAGGAAGAGGUACAAGGACAUAAAUGUUGAGAUUACCUACAGGAUGGAAAUAGCAGUACAGUUCAUUAUAGAUAUUUUGAAAUGUUUUUGAUUGUUUUAUAUAACCUAGAGUGACUUCCCUUACCCUUAUUUAGAUCUGGAUAUAUAGUUCUAGUUUGAAGUUUAAUAGUUAAGGAGUUAGCUAUUUGUUAUCUUUAAGAGUAGGGUAUUGACGUGAGCAAUUGCAGUAUUUUGCAUGAUACUGUUUUAUAGAUGACCUUUUAGGAAAGUGGUGCAUUUAUUAAUUGAACUGAAGAAGUAGUUCAGUUGAAUUCAGUAUCAUAACUCACAAAUUGGAGGCUGUUGAUUUUGAUUCAUUUAAGGUUUAAAAUCUUUAUUAAUUGCAAACAGUGCAAUUAUUUAUACUUCACAGUGCCUUCCCAGACCUUCCACCUUAGGUUCUGCUGCAAAAAGCACCAGGUAAGCACAACCUAAGGACAUAUAUAAAUAAAUAUUUCAGUACAUUAAUGUUGUCCCUGUGAGGUUUUUGUGGUUGUGUAUUCAAAGGCAAUCUGCUACUGCUUCCCCAAAAUGUAUUUUGUUAUUUUAUGCUACCAUCUUAGUGGAAAGUCUGUAAGUUGUUAAAGCAACUGUUUACAUUUCUGGGUAAUGUUUUUUAUUUUACUUUUUUUUUUUUUUUAUUAAGACAAGAAAAUGAUGAGUAGAUUGCUGCAGUAAUUGAUCUACAUCCAAAUCUUUUUGUAUUUUUUCCCCAAAUAUAGAAGUGUUAAGAUUAAGAAAGGACAAUUACACAGUUUUCAAGAUUUAGGAAAUCACUUGUUCAGAAACUUCAACAGCCUUCACAAUCUGUUUUAUAUGAUGGACAGAAAAUUUCUUUGCCCUCCAAAACUAUAAUUUCUUUAUUUUUUUCUUAAACUAUAAUAAUUCAGUAAGGAUAUUAUGGGUUACAAUUUUAUUAUGAUUUUUUUCUGAGACAAAAGUUAUAUGCUGAAAAAGGAAAAAGUUACAAGGCAGUAUGUUUUGAUAAAAGGCAUGUGCAUCAGUGAAAUGUUAACUGUACAGCAAAUAACCUUUCAUAAUCUGUAGCAAUCAGUAUUUUUCUGAUUUAAUAAUAUUUUAAUAACUGACGCUGCAUUUAUAUAAUUUUUUUGCCAGUUUAAAAUGUUUGUGUGUUUUUAUAGAUGAUUUUAACUGGUACAUAUUUUGAGUUAAGAUGAAUGUAUGAAAGCAGCAUCUUAUCAGUUUUGUUUAUUUAACUGGUACAUAUUUUGAGUUAAGAUGAAUGUAUGAAAGCAGCAUCUUAUCAGUUUUGUUUAUUCAGUUUCUAAAAUGUGCUGAUCCUUUUAAAACUCCUGCUUAUCUCUGCAACAAAGAAAAAUAUUCAAAAAUACUGCCUUCAUUUUCACACACAGUGCUGAAGAUGCUGCAAGCACCAAAUCAUAGCUCAUAAAAUCAGGUCCUGAGAUAGUUACCCAUAAAGAGGAAUCCUUUGAGUGUAUGCCAUUGGUGAGCCGAUGAGCAUGGACCAUAGAAGGGCUCAAUGUAGAAGGUAAAAUUGGCAAAUCAUAAUUGAGAAAUAUGAAAUGUAUUCCCAUACAUAAUAUGGUAUAGGGUGUAAUGUACCUGCUUUUGAUCACUUUUCAUUUUAAAGUGCUAUUCACUUGAUCUUAAAUGUUCCAUGAACUGUUAAAUUUCUUAAGUUACAUAGUUAUUACACCACAUUUAUGUGUAUGUUAUGUUUUCAUAGUCAAUGAUAGGUAUGUAAAUAUAAAGGGACUCAUUGAAACUUGAGAGCCUGUCGAGUUUUGGUUAGUUGUAGAUUGCAUUUUUAUUAAAAAAAUAUAGAUAGAUGAAUGAUAAUAGAUAUUGGGGCACUGUUUCUGUCUCAUGAGAAUUCUUUUAUUCAUUACCAUAAGCCUUCACUGAUAAUAUAAGCAUUAUUUUAAAUGACGCUGGUCUUACAUCUGAAAUAAAUGGAAAGCAGAAAAGGUGAGCCAGUUGAUUUGAAUGCAUUGGAUAUUAGUGUUAGAAACAAUGUAUAGUUUAGAUUGAAAUUGAACUGACUUUAUUUAGCACUUAAACAAAAAUUUGACAAUGUUUUUAGUUUUUUUUUAAGACAGCUUAGUGUGGUGAUACUUAGAAUUCUAUGGUUUGAUGUUUCUUUUAGAAAUGAGAAGUAUAGUUUUAUUUUUUAAUAUCAAAAAUGGUUUUAAUACUAAAACUAGUAAUUUAAUACUAGUUGUUUAUAAACAUUGUAAAAUAUAUCUUUUAAACAAAUUAUCUUAGUAGUUAAUUCAUAAGGGUGGGUUUGGGUAGGAAUAGCAGAGUACCUUCAGAGGGAAAGGGGAGUAAUUCAGAAGUGAUAGCAUUUUAUUUGUUUGAAUACUCUGCCAGUAAAAUCAGCUCUACUUAGAAAGUUAUCUGUUGUGUAGAAUAAUGAUGUAGAGUUUACUAAUCAGUGAGGAUGUCUUGUUUUUAUUUUCUGCAAACUCUGCCUCACUUUAAAAUGCAUUUUAACAAUACCUAAUUAAAGAUAAUUUUGGUUCUGAAAAUAACCUUAUUUUUUGUUGAGUUAGUGACUUCAUUUUUCUUGUCACAAUAUAAGCUUUUGAGGGAUUUUUUUAAAUUGGUGCUUUUAAUAAGCAAAUCCCAGGGUUUUAUUUUCUUCAGUGAUACCCCUAUAGAAACUCUUAAAUGUAUUUGCGCAUAUAUAUAUAUUUUUUCUUAUGCAUGCUCAAUGCAUUUUCGUCCUGAGAAAAAUGUUCUCUACAGAAACUACCCGUGUGUAAAAAGAAGAUUGGCUUAAAAUGGCUACUGUGAUGGGAACAGUGUCUUAGGGAGAUGCAGCUUGGACUUGAGGUAAAUUGAAUACUUUACAAACUGUGGUUUAGAGUUUGCUUUAAUGACAUUGUAUGUAAAAGGUCACUUGAUAGCUGUAAUUUUGUAUUCAUUAUGGUUUCCUCAAUAAAUAAAUGUACAUUGAUGAAUAUUA
Cercocebus atys (sooty mangabey) is the source of this 6966-nucleotide messenger RNA. It is a transcript of the gene FUBP1, whose product is annotated as far upstream element (FUSE) binding protein 1. The transcript is spliced from 21 exons. Gene Ontology annotation, cellular component: nucleus; cytoplasm. Gene Ontology annotation, molecular function: mRNA binding. The record is from RefSeq and is a predicted model, not a curated record. The coding region runs from base 186 to 2183 and encodes 665 amino acids. Gene Ontology annotation, biological process: regulation of DNA-templated transcription. Lineage: Eukaryota; Metazoa; Chordata; Mammalia; Primates; Cercopithecidae.